GCUAUUGUGGGUGAUUUAGCAAUAGCAGGUUCAUUCCUAGGAGGCGUCAUCUUCCCAAUAAUGGUGAUCCGCCUGCUUCCCAAAGUCGGCUUUGGCUGGACGAUGAGAAUUUGCGCUUUCUUCAUCCUCGGCCUGCUCAUCAUCAGGAACUUGACCGUCUCAUCUGACCUCCAACACCAUCCCAAUCCUGUCAAAAUGAAUCAUUAC
Molecule: messenger RNA, 207 nt
Organism: Hyaloscypha bicolor E
Lineage: Eukaryota; Fungi; Ascomycota; Leotiomycetes; Helotiales; Hyaloscyphaceae
Exons: 1
Source: RefSeq, a predicted model, not a curated record